This is a messenger RNA of Varroa destructor (honeybee mite), 4697 nucleotides long. It is a transcript of the gene U4-U6-60K, whose product is annotated as U4-U6 small nuclear riboprotein factor 60K. Gene Ontology annotation, cellular component: U4/U6 x U5 tri-snRNP complex. Gene Ontology annotation, molecular function: U6 snRNA binding; U4 snRNA binding; protein binding. Lineage: Eukaryota; Metazoa; Arthropoda; Arachnida; Mesostigmata; Varroidae. The record is from RefSeq and is a predicted model, not a curated record. Gene Ontology annotation, biological process: mRNA splicing, via spliceosome.
ACGCAACGUCAAAACAAUGAGUUCAUAUUAGCGAUUGAUUUGUCACUACUAUAUGCAUAGCUUUACUCAUAAUGACAGAAUCGUGAAGAGUAACGCGUCUUUUGGAGUUUAAAGGCUUGACAGACCUCGGGACACAUUGAAAUUUUGCUAGCUAUGGUAACAUCUGCCAGAAGAACUGUCUUAGAAGUUAGUUUGUUUUUUGCUAGAAUAUCGUAUUUUAACGAUACAAUAACGGGAUCCACAAUAACGAGUAGUUCCGCUAAUUCACUUUCGAACGAAACCGCAGGCAUUCAAGAAGAAAAGGGAAAGGACGUAGAAGGACUUAUAAUUAUUUUCACCCAGUUGUUUCUACGUGUUUGUAAUAAUUAGUGACAAAAGAGAUCAAAUCUUUCCGUAACCAAUUGAUGACGCCUGUUUAAUGGCGAUUUGUGAAAACGCACGAUGAUCUUUUAUAUUUAUUAGCAACAGUAGCCAUUUCAUCGGUUAUUAUUCGAUAUUAUGGCAUUAUACGACUAGGAAAAAUCGAAAAUAUCUUCAUGUUUGAAAAAUUAGAUGAAGUUUAAGGACGCAGAUCUACUAAAGUAUGGUGAGUUUUAUAACGUUAAUUACUAUGUUCGUCGUACUUAUCAAACAUACGGGACGAACUACCGUUACUUCGUAUAUUCAAGCGCCUUCUCAAGGAGUGUGAUAUCUCUUGUAUGGAAACACAUAUCCGCGGAAAAAAAUUUGAAGUCACGGAUUUAACGUAAAGUAAAAGGUCUACUCAUAUCCUAUAGGAAAUGCAGGAAGUAAAAGUUCAUAACAUGGAUACCAACAUUUUUUACCGUGUCGAGACAAUGCAUGAUUACAUUAUGUGUAAAUAUUGUACGUUAAACAUUGUCAUUUAAUAUGUUGGCUAACCCAAUUAUUAAUUUAUUAACUUCGAUAUCUAGUGGCUCCAGUAUGUUAACUAAGCUUUAAUAUAUAAUCCUACUAGUAGGAUUACUAGCAAAAUUUAAAUAAGGCACUAUUACUUUUUUGACUCAGCAUAAAAAACCCAGCCAAUGUUACUCGAAGCUCAAAAGAUAAGAAAAUAUUUCUAUUCAGUGUCAAACUACACUGUCAUCUGCUAAAUAUGAAAUACCAAGCUAAACUCUGUUAUGUUAAUUGAUGUUGACAAACAAAUACCAACUUAUCCUGACUUCAUCGGACGUGCAAUGUUGUAUCCACAAGCAAAUAUGCUCUAAACGUUUCAGCUAAUACCGAAAUUGUUAUACUGUAUCGCGCGUCUUGUGACAAAAAUGUCAGAUAGCGACGAUGAGAUUCAAUUUGUGCACAAACAGAAAAUCGUCCAUUACGGAAGUUUAGAGGAAGAAGAACGCCGGCGACUUGAAGCCCAACCUCAAAAUGACUCUGAAUCCGGCGGUUCCGAUGGCAGUGGAGACCAAGAUGGCUCCGAUGGUCCAUCAGGCGGAGGCCCGGGAAGCCCAUCCGAGUAUAUGGCACUUGAAGAGGAGCGGAUGUCCCGAGAGAAACAGCUUUUACUCGAAGAGCUUGAGCGAAAGAAGAGGGCGCGGAAACUGAAUGUCCCUACCGAUGACGGCCAGGUGAAAAAUAUUCUCAGAGAAAUCGGACAUCCAAUUUGCCUUUUCGGGGAAGGACCAGCAGACCGAAGAGAACGUCUUCGAAAUAUUCUCGCUAAGGACGAAACCGUUACCGCACUACGACUUCGUCCAACUGAAGAGGAAGAGCAAGAAGCAAAAGGUGAUGAGACAACAUGGUACCACGAAGGACCUGACGAACUGAAGGCCGCAAGGGAGUGGCUUGUAAGGUAUUCUCUUCCCCGAGCCAAAGCAAGAUUGGAGCGCGAACGAAACACAGGUAAACAAACGGACCCACAGCGUACAGCAGCAAAGCAAAAACUAUUUCAGCGACUUAGAGGGGUGACGAUUGCGGCCUCUCAAGUUGGCGACGAACGACCGCUUUCGUGGUGUGAAUGGUCUCCAGACGAAAGUCUCAUCGCGACGGCUUCCUGGAGUAGUCUCUGCAGGAUCUGGGACACGGGAAAUUUACAACAGGUGAAGGUGCUGCGCGGUCACGAAGGCCAGACAGGGUGUGUGACUUUUCACCCGGGAGCCACACGGUUACAGAAGACGACUGAGCUUAACUUGGCUUCCUGUUCUACCGAUGGAACAAUAUGCUUGUGGAGCCUUCAAAGCGAUACGCCGACGGAGACGAUACGUGACAUGGCCCCACACCGGGUUUCUCGAGUGGCGUUUCACCCCUCUGGCCGAUUUCUUGCAUGCUGCGUGUACGAUAACACGUGGCGUCUAAUUGAUCUUCAUCACAAAAUGGAAAUCCUCUACCAAGACGGACAUUCGAAGCCGGUGCAUGAUAUCGCUUUUCAUCCAGACGGUUCUCUUGCCGCUACAGCUGGCCGCGACGCGUUCGGACGACUGUGGGACCUGCGCACUGGCCGAUGUAUUAUGUUCCUUGAAGGGCACCUUAGAGAUUUGUUAUGCGUUGACUUUGCACCCAAUGGGUAUCAGUUGGCUACUGGCGGACAGGAUAACAGCGUCAAAAUAUGGGACAUUCGCCAUCGAAAGUGCGAGUACACAAUACCCGCACACACGAAUAUUGUUUCGAAAAUUAAAUUCGACAAGUCGAGCGGCCAAUUUCUCGUGAGUGCCUCCUAUGACAAUACUCUCAAGUUUUGGGCGGCUCCUGAUUGGACUCCUAUACACAAGUUGAGCGGCCAUGAUGGAAAAGUUAUGGGCUGCGAUGUGGACGCUAAGGGUGAAGCCAUACUCUCGUGUUCCUUCGACCGAACCUUCAAACUCUGGCAACACGAUGACCUGCUAUCAUUUUUCUAAUGAUUAGUACAUUGUGUAGAUGCGCUAGGCGAACUCUACAAAAAUAUUUUCGUAUUAUGUGUGAUUGUACCUAAACAAUAAAUGGAAAAAAUCGGGAACAUGUUCAGCAUUUUUCGAUCAAACUUUGUCGCCAGAUGGUCUCACUGGGGCUUGGUAACCCGCAUAGGUAGUCGUCUCAAGAAUGACUCAGUUUAAGCAGCGCCCUUGAUUCAUGAAUAGUUAAAAUAAGUGAAGAGAAAACCUGACAUAGAUAAGGAGUCUUGUUCAAUAUACUCCACAAGGGGAGCCUCGUUCGACAUACUCCAUAAGGCAAGUAGGUCACAGUAAAAAGAUUAGAUUUUUAGACUAGAAAACCCACUAAAAAGGGUUUUCGCAAAGAUAAAACCCACAAGGGGCGUGCCUGAUAAUUCACCUAUUUGCUUUCUUCUUCGGUAACCACUAAGUGUCUAUGACAGUUACCAAAAAUAUACCCCAUUUCUAUACUUGAAAAGGACCUAUGUAUUAAAUUUACAAACGUUAAUUUUACACAAACUAAAUAGCUUAUGAAUAAAUUAUAAAUAAUGGUAUAUAGAUAAGCAUAUAAGUAAACCUGAUAAGUAUUGCUUGAUAUGCUCUUCGUAAAUUAUAUGUAGUUUACUCAUGUUGUUUGAAAAAUCUUUAGGAGAGAUCAUACUGCCUCGAGAUUCAACCGGUCCAAAACAGAAAAGUUUCCAUAGAACAGGGUAGAUUCUGUAUUGUGAUACAACCCAUUACAUUGUUGUAUUGUUGGCGGUAUCACUGUCAUCGAAGCACUAUGAUCCCAACGGUAGUCGGACCAAUUUGUGGAUAAUUAGCGCAGUAGUAAGACACAGAUUUGAUGUAUAAGUUUAGUUAAACAUUCUUCCCUCGCGUUCGUGCUACCAUUCGAUUCUAACCCUAGUCACCAUAGAUAUUACGUUCUCAUCAUCACCAUCGAAUUUAAAUCUUGAAUGAUCUUUAGCCCUCAGCAGUUCUUUUCAUUAUCAUAAUCCGACAUUAAUGUUGCUGCUUUUUACCACUACUACUAUAUUAUUAUACUAGAAUAAUAAACGUAAAUAGCGAUAGAUAUUGUUGGGUGGAUAGUAUAUGUCACAACGUUAAGGAGAAUAUAGGUAGUCUCCGAUUCUCUCACGCGCACACAAUUGGGGGUAUGCGGCAGUAAUAAUAAUAGUAAUAACAAUAAUAGCUCGGAGCUGGUGUCCAUAUGUGAACCCAGCUCGGCGAUUUUCGCUGACUGCUGAGCUGUUUAUGGCUAUGUUCACGAAUAUUAAUUUCUUAUGAUUUUUGUUGUCGUAUUCAUGCAAUUUUUAACUUGUCUGUGUGUAAAUUGUCCUGAUAUAGCGAGGACCAACACUAGGAUGUCUGAUCCGCAAUGGCAAUUUAGAUCGUCAUUGUUUCUUUUAUAAAAAUACAGUUUUGUUUGGUAGAAGAGUUAGUUAUUCAUUAUUUUUGCCACCCUUCUUCUGUUUCUGGAUCUUUGCACAUACUGGAUCUCUUUACUGUGGUGGUGCCUAAUACGUCCGAAAUGAAUACGUCUCGAUCUGUGGGCAUGUAAAUAUUUGUGGUCAUUCUGUAUGAGUAGGUCACAUACGAGGAAUGGACUUCAGAGCUCCUGGGUUUGUUAGUCACGGUGGGACGUGGGCUGGCGCAUGGUGGGGUCGUGAGAGGCAAACUUUUUUAAUACGUCAGUAUCGUUAGAAAUGUAUGCAAGAGUAGUAUUAAUCAAAUUCCCUCUCGCUUUUAGUAGUAUGAAGUUUGUGCAACUCACUGAUCAACUUACAGAGUAAUCCGCUCUCCGAAUUCAGUAUCUUGAUAGUGGCGAAUAGA